This is a messenger RNA of Melanotaenia boesemani (Boeseman's rainbowfish), 1675 nucleotides long. RefSeq lists its product as uncharacterized. Gene Ontology annotation, cellular component: external side of plasma membrane. The coding region runs from base 208 to 876 and encodes 222 amino acids. Lineage: Eukaryota; Metazoa; Chordata; Actinopteri; Atheriniformes; Melanotaeniidae. The transcript has 5 exons. Gene Ontology annotation, biological process: immune response; negative regulation of T cell proliferation; positive regulation of T cell proliferation. The record is from RefSeq and is a predicted model, not a curated record.
GAUGUAGGCGUGUCUUUAUGUUUCAGCUCAGACCCGUCUACAUGCUUGAAGUUGUAAACAAAGUGGAGCAACGCUUCAUUUGUGCAACUGGGUGCAGUGAAGAUGUCAGAGAGACAGAAAGUGUGUUUCUUCAGCAGUUUUUAUGGAGCAUCUUCUCCUGGUGUCUAAACUACAGCAGUGUUGGACCUGAAAGAAAAGACAACAAAAAUGACCUUGAUCCUUUUGCUUCUCCACCUGACCUCCUCUGUCUGUGGAGAGUUAAGAGAGAAAACAACUUUCUAUCAGGCAGAGGAGGACGACAACAUCACCAUCAGAUGGGACAGACAGAACCAAACAGACAUGUUUCUCACUAACAUCAUCUGUUUUCUUCUCUCAAAACCUGAGAAAGUUUUCCAUAAACUGAUCGAUGGUGUUGAGCUUCCAGAGUCUCAGCAUCAGCAGUUUUCAGGACGAGUUCAGUGUGACAGAGACGCUCUCAGAGAAGGACGAGUCACAUUUCAUCUGUCCAGAGUCACAGCUGAAGACUCUGGAAGGUACAGAUGUGAAAUGGUUAAUUAUAACAAGAAGUUAAGGCGAUGGGAGCUUCAGGCUGAGUUUAAUUUUGUUCUGAAUGUGACCCCAAGACCUCACAAAGAAAGCACAACGUCUGGACCGAUACCUGGAAAAGCUGCAGAAAAACCAGAGGAUGAAAUAUUACAUGGUACAAUCCGGUUGUUACUUCUACUAUCUGCAGUUACAGCUCUUUGUACACUUGCACUUCAUAUAUAUGUGUCAGUGAAGAAUCGAAUGAGCUUCAGAAACAAACCACCAACACCAAUCAGCUGCAUUCUGGACUCAGAUGAACAAAAUACCCUCAGAACUGCUCCAGAUGUCUGAGACUAUUUGUUAGCAUGAAACACCGACUGAUGAUGGGAUUCAGAAACUCUUCUGAACAUUUACUUUGACUGUCACAUGGAAGAACACGACGUGAUUGAAGACAAACUCCCAGCUGUCAGAUACUGUCCAUGGAGGGUCUGAUGGUCCAUCACAGUGAACAUCAGCUCUCAUCAUGUGCUCCAGCUUCACAGCUGUGUCAUCAUGUAGGUCAAAGGUCAGACUGAUCCUGCUUUCUGACUCCACAACAACACAAGUGAAGCAUCAGGACCAGACAUGAGAAGACUCUGGUCCAGGAAAUCCACACUGUGGAUCAGGUUGUAGCUGAGAGGAAACAGCAGAGAGGAGCUUUAAUAACACUGAGACACGAGAAGGAACUGGAACCACAGAUGUUUGUAUUUAAUAUCUCCAUGAAGCACUUUUAUUUUUAACGUUGUGAAGAACUUGUUAAAUUUCUGGAUUAAUUCCUUUCUGUACAAGUUUUAAUGUUCAAAGCAAGUAGAUGAUUGUAAAGGUUUAACUGACUGCAGAGGCGUUGGGGAUUGUGUUUUACAGAUGUGUUACAGAUGUCUUCUUCUUGUUGAACCAUGCUUUUUACUUUCACCAUGUAGAAAACUUUGAUCAUAUUACACGUAGCAGAAUAAAGUCCAGCAGCUGAUCUUUGUGACAUUCACACUUCAAACUCAACACAGAACCAGAUUUUAUUCAAGUGUUUUUGGUCUAAAAUGUUUUUAUUUUGUUUCUUUGUGUUUUUGUGUGUUUCUCUUUUAUUUAACCCUUAUUUAACUGCAAAAAUGAAAUA